AGACAGUUGCAAAAUUAAAGCAGUCAAGUAAUGAGGUUUGAAAAAUGCAAGAAUUGGAGAUAAAUUUGGAAGACGUGCAAAAUUUUCACGACUUCCUGUGUGAGUGAGCGAGUGAAGAAUUGAAACGUAAAUUAAACCAGUCACAUUUCGUGGCUCGUAGCGCUCUAUCGAUUUUGUGCCCGGAAGGAUCAUGUUAAACUUCAUUAUUGUGAGUGGAAUCCAGAGGCAGUUAGCAGCAGCUUUGAUAUCCGGAUUCUCGUGUUUCAUCGCCGGCGCCCUGACGGGAUGGCCGGCCCCGACGCUGAAGAAACUCCGCGAGCCCGACUCGGCGAUCCGGUUGACCCCGUCGGAGGAAGCGUGGGUGGUGAACGCCCUGCACAUCACGACGAUCCUGAGCACUCUCCCACUGGGGUCGCUCAUGAACACGCUCGGCCGAAAGACGACCAUGCUCGUCCUCUGUGUCUCCCCGAUCGUUUCCUGGGUUCUCGUAUACUUCGCUCAAACCAGUUUCGUACUCAUCAUCGCCAGGUCGAUCGGCGGCCUUUGGCUCGGUGGUUGCCAGACCUUGCUGCCCAUCUACAUCGCCGAGAUAGCUGAACCACGGGUGCGUGGCAUCGCUGGCAGUUUCAUUAUG
Molecule: messenger RNA, 634 nt
Organism: Bemisia tabaci
Lineage: Eukaryota; Metazoa; Arthropoda; Insecta; Hemiptera; Aleyrodidae
Source: RefSeq, a predicted model, not a curated record